Hyalella azteca is the source of this 1329-nucleotide messenger RNA. Its product is annotated as caspase-1. The coding region runs from base 23 to 1234 and encodes 403 amino acids. NCBI's taxonomy places the organism in Eukaryota, Metazoa, Arthropoda, Malacostraca, Amphipoda, Hyalellidae. Gene Ontology annotation, cellular component: cytoplasm. The transcript has 7 exons. Gene Ontology annotation, biological process: proteolysis; apoptotic process. The record is from RefSeq and is a predicted model, not a curated record.
AGUUUAACUAUAAAUUUUUGCAAUGGAAGGAGAAAAUGUUCGGGCAGAAAAAAAUGACCCUAUGAUAGAAAAUCUUGGGUUGGAUCAGGUUUCCCUUUCCAGCAAGGCAGAAUGUGUUUCUAAUUCUGUUGCAUGCUUGUCUCUGAAUGAAAAAGAAUUUAAAGAAACCUUAAGUAAUGGCCAGCUAAAGUGUGAAGAUGAUGAUAAUUCAAAACCUCAUGACUUGGCUGAUGCAAGAGGACAGGGCUUUCUCCCAUUGCCAGCCUAUGGUUCUUCUACUGGCCAGUCAAGAAGAGUCAUCCCAGCACACACCCCUUGGAAGAAUUUGUACUACAAAAUGGACAGUCAGAAGAGAGGUUAUUGUCUUGUCUUCAACCACAAAAAUUUCCAUCCCAAUCUUGACAUGGAAACACGUUUUGGAACAGACAAAGACCGGGAUGAUAUUGUGAAUUUUUUCACCACUGAGCUCAACUUCACUGUUCAAGUUUUCAAUGACUUGACUCUGGAUUCACUUAAGAAACAGCUUGAUUAUUAUGCUUUAAAAGACCACAGUGCCUAUGACUGCCUAGUUGUCUUCUUCUUGAGCCAUGGAGAAGAUGGCGUGUUCUAUGCUCAGGAUGCAGCUUUCCGCCAUGAUGAGCUCUUUGACGUGUUUGAUGGCACCAACUGCCCAACUCUUGCUGGAAAGCCCAAGAUCUUCUUUAUUCAAGCAUGUCGUGGAGGUCAGAUGGACCGCGGUGUCCUGAUGGUUGAACAGACUGACUCUCCAGGGUCAGAGUAUAAGCUUCCCGUCACUGCUGAUUACUUCACCAUGUGGAGCACUGUGCCUGGUUACUACAGCUGGCGCAGGAUUAGGGUCCCAACGCCAAAUCUUGAUCCCAUAACCAAAGGUUCAUGGUUCAUACAGUCGCUGCUGAAGGUUCUGCGCAGCCAUGUCACACAAUAUGAUCUCGGAUCCCUCCACGUCCUAGUGAACCAACACAUGAUCGCGGAAUACGAGAGCAAAACGCCUUCUAAACCUGCUACGGACAAAAUGAAACAAGUUUCUUCAUUCGUCUCCACGGGCACGCACCUCCUGCACUUCUUUCCCAUUAGUGAAGUCUCUUUGCAUAACAAUGAGCCAGCAAAGCCUGGAACUACCGAGCCUAAUGCUGAAUGCCAUAAAAAAAAGCGUUUCGGCAUAGUCUCGGAUUAUUUCCGAGCUCGUUGGCGGAGACUCAAAAAGUUUUCAUGAAAAGAUUGUGAAUUCUGAAGUCUCAGGAGACGGACAAUUUCGCCUUGGGUGCUCUUGCUUGGCUGUGUUGUUUGGAAAUUGAUAAGUUGGUUAGA